Molecule: messenger RNA, 1164 nt
Organism: Laetiporus sulphureus 93-53
Lineage: Eukaryota; Fungi; Basidiomycota; Agaricomycetes; Polyporales; Laetiporaceae
Exons: 2
Coding region: 1-1164 (387 amino acids)
Source: RefSeq, a predicted model, not a curated record
AUGGCGUCACUCCGUUUGGUCAACAUCGCUGUUGUACAGACUCUAUUGCUCGCGUUUGCUCUCACGCCUGCUCUAUCAAAGCCUGUCGGUAUCUCUCCUCUCGUUACGCCGGACUCUUUUGACGUCGAUGCUACUGCUGACGAAGACUCCGUCGACCUCAUCCCUGAAGACCAAACUACUGCUCGGACCUAUAUUAUCUCCUUGGGAGUCGUCCUCGGGGCUGUUGCUCUGAUCCUCGGCAUUGUCUUCGUCGUCAGGCUUCGCAAACGAAGACUGCGCAAGGGCCGUAAGAAAGAGGCAGAAGCGGCUACUGAGGCGACGCUUUGGGAAAAGACCCAUGCACAGUCACAAUCGAAGAGGGAGGGCAUGAUCCAUUCGAAAAUGGCUUGCAUGAGGAAUCUCGACGCACGCUUGCCUUGUCGCUGUCCCGAUUGCCUAGUCCGCGUCGCCGCGCACGUUACCUACUUCACCAAUGCAGCCAACCCCCACGGCAGCACCAGGAACGUGCGGCCUUCCGCGUCAUAUAUCCCAACCUCAGGCAGUACCAGCAGAGCAGGAUUCGAAUAUCCGCCUCAUCCUCCCUCAUUCUCGCUGCCUCGCUCAGACGAGAAUGCUCAUCGCGACGCGAGCGUGCAGGUGCAAGCCAGCCCACCACUCUCUCCGCACGAGCACGAAUGGCAGCUCGUCGCAGGUUACCAGCGCAGCGGCAGUUUGGUUAUCAUCAAUCCUCCGACUGCUGGGAGUCUCGAAACCCUAGGGUCGAGGAGGCUCUCCCAGAUGUCUCCGUUGUCGAGCUUGCAGACGUCAAUCGCGCGGGUUCUCGAGAAAUCGCCCAGCGAAUGCGGAGACGCGGCCUCGUCAUCGAUGAAGAUUUCGGACAUAGCGGCUGAUCUCGACCAGAACGAGAAGGCUUCUACCGAGAACGUUUCUUCAAAGCUCGAGUGCAAAGAUACCGCGGAGGUGGACGUUUCGGAUGCGGGCGCAUGGCUCCCAGAUGUCAAUGCUGACUGGAUUUACACCGCGGAGCCUAUGCUCCCGUACGACUUCGUGAGCGAGUACUACGACUACACGCCGUCGAAAGAACCGAUGAGGCCUUUAAUGGACGCCGUCCCUAGUUCGCCUCAACAUUUUCACGACGAAGAUGAUUCCAUGUGUCUCAGCUGA